Coturnix japonica (Japanese quail) is the source of this 3400-nucleotide messenger RNA. It is a transcript of the gene TFAP2E, whose product is annotated as transcription factor AP-2 epsilon. Lineage: Eukaryota; Metazoa; Chordata; Aves; Galliformes; Phasianidae. The record is from RefSeq and is a predicted model, not a curated record. Gene Ontology annotation, cellular component: nucleus. Gene Ontology annotation, biological process: regulation of transcription by RNA polymerase II; regulation of cell population proliferation; anatomical structure development. Gene Ontology annotation, molecular function: DNA-binding transcription factor activity, RNA polymerase II-specific; RNA polymerase II transcription regulatory region sequence-specific DNA binding.
GGAGCGGGCGGGCGAUGGGAGACGCCGCUCCGGCGGGAUAGAGGGGCGGAGACGGGGGCACCCCCGGGGCCCGGCCCGCCCGGGGCUCGCCGUGGGCCCGCACAGAUGCUGGUGCACAGCUACCCGGGCAUGGACCGUGCCGAGGGGCUGCCCGGGGCGUCGGCCGGGGCCCGCCUGCCGCAGCUGCCCGCUCUCAACCAGACGCCCUACGGUUCGGCUCCGCCGCUCUGCCACACGCCCGCCGCCGACUUCCAGCCGCCCUAUUUCCCCCCGCCGUACCCGCAGCCGCCGCUGCCGUACCCGCAGGGCCAGGAGCCCGCUUACCCGCACCUGGCCGACCCGUACGCGGCGCUCAGCCCGCUGCACCAGCACCAACAGCCCGCCUGGCCCCCGCAGCGCUCCCGGCAGGACGACGCGGGGCUGCUCUCGCAGACGCACCGAGCUCUGGGGCUCGACCCCCGCCGCGAGUACUCCGCCGUGCCCCGCCUGCUCCACGGGCUGCCCGACGGCGGGCACGGCCUCCCCGACGGCCCGCUGGGCCUGCACGGCCUCGGGCACCACGGCAUCGAGGAGAUCCAGGCGGCGGACGACGGCGGGAUGAACCUGCUCGAUCAGUCCGUCAUCAAGAAAGGCUGGCUCAGGUGCUCCGAUCACCUGCUGCUUGCGGGAGCGGGGAAGCAGCAACUGAAGAUCGAGGGGGACUUUUGGUUUACUCAGAUGACAAGAGACAAUUUUGCUUCCCCCAAAGCCAAGGAAACAAAGCUGUCAGGCUUUAAUGGUAGCUUGUCUCCCUCCUGCAGCAUGUUUAUGGGCAAACAAGCUGCAGAGCAGACCAGGCAAACUGCAGUGCCCAUCCCCUCGAAGGCCAACGGCACCAUUCCCUCCCUGAUGAACAAGGACGGGCUGAUCGGAGGGGUGACGAACCCUAAUGAGGUCUUCUGCUCGGUGCCCGGCCGCCUCUCGCUGCUCAGCUCCACCUCCAAGUACAAGGUGACAGUAGGGGAGGUGCAGAGGCGGCUCUCGCCCCCCGAGUGCCUCAACGCCUCCCUCCUCGGCGGGGUCCUGCGCAGAGCAAAAUCAAAAAACGGGGGUCGGUGUUUAAGGGAAAGGUUAGAGAAAAUUGGCCUCAAUCUACCUGCAGGACGACGCAAAGCUGCCAACGUCACCCUGCUGACGUCGCUGGUGGAAGGUGAAGCUGUCCACCUGGCCCGGGAUUUUGGCUAUGUGUGUGAAACGGAGUUCCCAGCCAAAGCGGCGGCAGAGUACCUGUGCAGGCAGCACUCCGACCCCACGGAGCUCCACACCAGGAAGAACAUGCUGCUGGCCACCAAGCAAAUUUGUAAAGAGUUUGCAGACUUGAUAGCUCAGGACCGCUCACCUCUGGGGAACAGCCGCCCAUCACUGAUCCUGGAGCCGGGCGUGCAGAGCUGUCUGACUCAUUUCAGCCUCAUCACCCAUGGCUUCGGAGGCCCAGCCAUCUGUGCAGCACUGACAGCCUUCCAGAACUACCUGGUGGAAUCCCUCAAAGGGCUGGAUAAAAUGUUCAUCAGCAGCACAGGGAACGGGCACACGGCCGGAGACUCCAAAGCAUCAGAAAAGGAAGGGAAGCAUCGGAAGUGAGGUGCAGACCCCAUCCCCUGCGUGGGGAGCUCCCACAGCCCAAGGAAGGUCAGCAGUGCCAGGAGGAACCGUUCCGUUCGAACUGGGGGGUGAAACUCAUAAAGCAAACAGCAAAAAGAGAGAAACAGGUUGAAAUUCAGGAGGAAGAAAGCGACUCUGAUGGACGCGGCGAGGAAGAGAAAAUAAGCCAAUUUGAUGGCUUCUUAGUCUUGCCUUUUUGUUUUCUUUUUUAAAACUCUUAAAUCACGGAUGCAGGAAGCCAAGUCAUGUGCAAUUUCUUUUUUCUUUCUCUUUUUUUUUAAAGCCCAUAAUAAAAUCCUGAUAUGCUCCAGGAACUGGUUCUGAGCAAAGCCACCCCAGUGCCAGGAGUGGGGGCAUGAGCGGCAGAGGGCACAGAGCUGUGCUUGGAUCUGUCAGCUGGCUGCAAUGGGCAACCAAGUUGAGCCAAGCGACCUUCUUAUUUCUUCCUAUUUCCUCACCUACAGCCCAGCCCUAAAGCCAGGCCAGGAGAAAACCCUCCAGCUUUGGGUUUGAAGCAGUUUCAGGCUUCAUUUUGCAGGGCACAAAGCAGGAACACCGAGCCCAGGACUUGCUGCAACUCCACAACCUACAGAGAACAGCACACACGUUUUUAGAACUAUUAUUAACAAUAAUGAAUUAAGCACAAGGAGCAGAACUUGAACCAGGCCAAACUGAACUGUUCUAAAUCUGUAUAUAUUUAUUUAUGUGUAAUUAAAUCUGAAAGUUUUAAAAUGUCCAGUGCGAGUUAUUUAUAUCAAAUCGAGUUGGUUAUUUGGUUUGGUUUUGUUUGGGGUUAUGUUUGUUUUUUUUUUCCUUUGAAAGAUGGACGUCUCUGGUCUUUCUGCCAUUAGAAAUGGGAAUGAAGUUUUGGAUACACAAAACUGUAGCAUGGAUGAGAUAGGCUGUGAUAACGAUAGAAGUUCUGCAGGAUUUUGUACUUGCUGUUGUUUCUCUUGAUGCUGCAAUAGAUGUACAACGCCCGCACCACAAUGUCAUCCUCAUUACCUUAAUAAACCUCUUUUUAUUUGAAGAAAGCACCUCCACCGUCUUUGUGAACGAGGAUCCUUCAGAUUGUGUCCAAAUGUUGAGUUGGUUGUGUAGAGAAAGGACACCCUCCUGUUCCAUGGUUGAUAUCCAUUCGAUGGGCACAGCCAGGCAAGAGAAAGCUCAGGGAAUGGCACUCCAGGGGAGCAGACGUGGCAAUAGCAUUUGGCAAAACCAAAGAGGGCUUGUUGUUGAGAAUGCUUGUAGCUUUCCCAGUGCAUCUGUUGCUAUGACAGCUGGAGAGCAGGCAGUCGGCCAUGGGUCUCAGCAUAGAUUAAACUGGAACAUUCUCAGAAUGUUAUCUAUCAGUUUCCUCUGGAGGUGGCAGAAGAGGACACUGACAACAGAAAUGAUUCAGUAGAUCCCAAAAGGAGCCAAAGGCUUCCAGAGGGGCCCCUGUUUCAGCAAGAACACUUUAUGUGCUCAUGUAGUCUGUGGAGAUGGCUCUGAGUCUCUUAGCUUGCACCUAAAUACUCCCUUCUAAAACUUACGGACACAAAUUGGGAAUCAGAUUGGAAAUGCCCCAUGGUAUGAAGCUUACAAAAACAAGAACCUAAAUGACAGGCUCCGCAGGUCUGGUUUUACUCUGGACCUUCCCAAAGGAAGGAGGAGAAGCCAGGGAGCAGAAUGGAAAUCCUAGAACCACAUUAGACACUUCGUCUACACUUCAAAGCUAUUUUGGAUAAUGCAGGGCGUGAGCAGAAAGCACAGAAGU